AUGGCUGAGCGAACAUACCGGGCGGGGCGGGCAGAUGGAAUGGGACCUCCGGAGGCUCGGCUGACGGUGAGGUUUAGGAGCACACAGGCGUACGGCAGCAGGGGGGACAAGAGCCCCCCAAAGGGUUCCGAAACCGCGGGGACCCCGGCGAGCCCUCACCACAGAGAAGCCCGAGAGGGCGCCGGCAGCUCCUCCACACGCCGUGCCCGCGCGCCUGCCCCGGCCCGGCCGGCUGCCCACUUCCGCUUCCGGUCGGCCCUAGGUGGUGGGCCAAGAGGAGCAGGCGGGCGGGCGGGCAGGCAGGAGGGCAUCCGCACCCUGACGCUGAGAGCAGAGCUUCGCGCGGACCGUGGGCUCCUCAGCGGGCAGGGCGGCGGGAGGGAGCUGAUGAGGCGGCCACCGGCCUCAGGCUCCACGACGUCCUCCAUGCGUGAGGGCGACGCGCGAGGCCUGAGGAAGCGAGGGCGGCCCACAGCCGGGCGAGGCGGGAGUCGCGGCCCUGAAGCCGGGCGGCGUGAGGAGAGCAGGCAGAAGAGGAGAAUGGUGGCCCGGGCGUGUGUGAGAGAGAAGGUGGAGAAUGACACGGCAGCCAGGGAAAAAAGAAAACUUACUGGAGCCUCAAGCGAUGAUCCACAGCCAGGGACUAACCUGGUAAGAAAGGAAUCAUUAACCAGUUCGGAAUCUUUCCAAACAGUGGAGUGUGGUGAAUUUCAAAGUACAGCUGUCUUACCGUCUUUGGGUAAGGAAGUUUUGGUAGACGGCAUUAAAAGAAGAAUUGGAAUUAAAAAACGCAGAAGCAUAGAAAGCCCACCUUUCAAAAAAACUGAAAAUCACGCUACACAAAAUAUAAAGGUUGGAUGCCAAGAUGAACUGUGCAAGAAUACUUCAAAAUAUUCUUAUAACAGCUUGUCACCUGCAACAGAAAAUAAUUCCAUUUUAAAAUUACAUGAUUGCAGUCGUUUCCCCCAUUCCAAGGAUAGUAAUGAUGAAAAUAACCUCACAUAUAAACCUGAUGGUGGAUGUCUGCACGUACCAGAGGAUUCCUCAGAGUUAAAGAAGGAAAACCUUAGGAGUCUUCCAGAUAAGAGGGACACAAAUAAUAUUCCUCACUUUUCAAAAACUGAAGAAAACUUAAUAGGAGUAAAUAAAUUACUGCUUGAAGAAACUGAUUUAUACCAACGUAAAACUAAUGGCUUGCUUCCCUGUCUUCAAGGUGAAAAAAAUAAAUACUCAGUAGAGGAAAGCAAUGUUGGGAGAAAACCCAGGAAAAGGAUGAAGAUGUUUGAAAAAGGAGAUGAAAGGGUUAUCAAGAUGAACUUCCCUAAUGUAUAUAACAAGCCUGAGUUGCUGUUACAAGAAAACCAAAUAGGUGCUGAAGGCAAAGAAGCAGAAACUUUAAACGUUUUGAGAAAAGUAAACCAUAAUACACUCUCUCCAAUGGAUCAUUUAUCAAGUCUUCCAGAAACAGAAGGAAAAGACACAAGUCCUGAGCAUCAUGUAAAUACUAUGUUUCAGAAAACCCUUGAGCCACUUUUGAAAGAAGAAACAAAGAAUGUGUCAGAGCCCUUAGGAUGUGAAAGUAUGGAGCCAGAAGAAUAUUUUAAGCCAGUGAAAAGCUCACCAGUGAAAUCACCUAGUAAUUGCCAUUCUAUUGAAAAGAGAUCAUGGGAAGACUUAAGAAAUGAAACUGAAGAAUCAAAGUUCAGCUGUCACAGAACAAUUCCAAUGACAGGUAAAAGAACUUGGCCUUGUUAUUCAUGUGCUAGAAUAUCUGCUCAGUGUUGGAAAAAGACUUCCAUGCCAAAAUCAGAUUACUCUCUUCCUGAUUCUGGGGCAAGUUUUAGGCAAGAUGAUUUUCCUAAACACCAAACAAAUCAAAUUCACUUAACUGACUCCAGAUUAUCAUUACAGUGUUCCAUAAAAGAGGCAAACAGUGACUCUUCAAGUAAAGAAAAAUUGGAUUCUAAUUUAAAUGCUUUGCCUUCAGUCUCUGAAGUAGUCUCUGCUGUACAACGUACUUUGAAGGUUACAAAGGAACCUAUAAUCGAUGAAAAGAUGAAGUCUGAGGAACCGAGCUGUAGUGGGUCAGAGGUAGUUUCUAAUACAACUGAAGAUACUCAACUAACUAAUGUGACUCAAAACCUAAUAGGAAGUAAAAAAAAUAGAGGGACUUUAACAAAACUUAAUUUGACAGUGACUUCCCAGCACAGCCAAGAGGCAAAUCACUCUGCAGGCAAAACUAUUCACCGAAAAGCAUGUAUUGCUAAACCAACACUUGUGGUUCCAGACUUGGUUAAAAUGUUGAACACAGGACGGCUGACUAAUUUUAAAAUUCCUUUACUCAAGAAUAAAACAGAAAAAAGAAAAAUAAAUGCCAAAUCAUCAGAGAGAGAAGCAUAUAGUCCCCUAGAGCUUCUUGACAAUUUAUCUGGGGCAGAGGUAAGACAGAACAAGAGUAAAGAGACCGUUUCCACGAUAACUUCAGGACCUCAAUCUUUGAACAUACAAAAUAGUGUCAUUCCAGGGCAAGCUAGUUCUGACUCAUACUGCAAUAAGAAUUCCUGUAGUACUUCUUCAAGUUUCCCAAAGCAAGGUAAUACUAAUAAACCUUCUAACUACAUCUCUGAACUAGGCAAUACUGUUUCUAAUAAGAAAGCUGUUUCUCUCACAACUGAAAAUAAUACUUGUUUUUGUGAUCCUGGUUGUAUAGAGAAAAGUCCUGCCUUCUGUUCUAAUGAAUCAGAAACAUUCAAACAAGUUUCCUCUGAAGUUAGUGAGAGAAAAACAACUAAGAACUUUUCAGAUAUUAAAAUUAUUCCAGAUAUUCUUAAAGCAUAUGAAGAUGAUGUCCUCUUAAUUGAUGUAAUUCAAGAUGACCCAGACCUCUUUGGAGUCUCCAAUGAAGGGGAUCUCUCAUUUACUUCAGAGGUCCCCAUGAUAAGCCAGGAGCCCAGUGUUGCUGAAGAGCACCAAUCAACAGACUCCAAGCAUGUGGAGCUUCCCCCCAAGAAAGAACCAUGUGAUAACUUAAGAGAACUCCCUGUACUGGAUCCUGGAUUGGCAAAGUCAGAGAACUGUGCUUCCUUACCAGCAGCAGAUGAGAUAAAAUUUGAUUUUAAAGAUGAAAGCAUUUCCUUAGGAGAAGUUACUAAUAAGACCUCUCAAAGUGAAAAACUGGGAGACUUCAGUGAACACAUAAAAAGUUCAGACUUGGAUGAAAAGUGCAAAUUUUCAGAUAAAGUGAGUGCUAAAGAUGAAAAAGAAAAUAUGCAUGAAGUUCUCAAAGGUCUAGAUUCUAAAAACGCAGAGGUCAUGGCUGGUGAAUGGCAGUUAGCAGCACUGGGCCCAAAACCUCGGUGCUUACCGUUGCCACCUUUGAAUCUAAAUGCUUAUCAAGAAAACACAUUACGGAAGCCGUGGAUGAAUGAUUUCAGGUUUCCAGGAAAACAUUGUGUCCUAAAGUUGCAGAAUCCUGAAACCUGUGAAAUAUUUAAGAGGGAAAAGACUGUAAGGGUGUUUCAGAAGCCCUUUGGGUUGAUGAUACCCCCUGGAUAUUGCAAAUUUCAUUUUAAUACAGUACGUGGCUGUGAGCGGCCACAGUGUAAGUUUGCUCAUGUGCCUGAGCCAGGGGAUGAAAAGAUUUGCAUGGAUGUGUUUAAGAAAUAUAUAAGUAUCAACGAGCUGUGUUUACUACAACGUGCAGUAAACAUAUUUAUGGAGUACUACAGAAAGUUUCCUCCCGGCAUACACUUUGAUUUACAAGUGCUGAAUGACCUUCUGAAUUCUCUGCUCAAGCAUUGUUUAUUGAAAGAAGUGUUUCAGGUAGUGAACCUCAGCAUAAUGGUUAAAAUGCUGCCUACUGUGAAAAUAUUACUAGAAAUAUUUGAGUAUGUGGCAACUAUGAAAUUAAGGAAUGCUGUACCUGCUUUAAUUGAUAUCCUUUGCAAGCUUGUUAAAGCUGGGAUGGUGCUUGACCCAGAACACUUCAACUAUAUUGUUAAGCUUUUGUACCAAGUGCAGGCUUCCAAACAAGAAAUAACUGCAGUUCUAAAAAUGAAACCCAGGUUACAAAUGAGGCAAUUUAAAAAGAACUGGACCUGUGACUUAGACUCAGCCUUGAAUGAAGUAGAGCAUUGUAAAGAAAAAAGUGACUGGACCAAAUUGGGAAAUUUAUACCUUAAGGUAAAAAUGGGCUGUGAAAAAUUUGCAGAUUUCCAGAGAUUUUGUACUUGUAUUGCUGAAACACUAACAAAAGACUAUAAAGAAGAGAGACCAGUUGUUCCGUUUUGUGAGUUUGCUGAAACAGUUAGCAAAGAUCCACAGAACAGUGAAGUAGAUAAAACUUUGCUGGGAAGAAUUGGAAUCAGUGCUAUGUACUUCUAUCACAAGCUAUUGCAGUGGUCCAAGGGAAGGAAGGUCUUAGAUACACUAUAUGAAUUAAAAAUACAUUUUACAAGUUUAAAAGGACUUACAGGGCCUGAGAAGUUAGCACCAAGAUGUCAAAUUGUGAAUGUUGCAGUAGAAAUUUUUCUAAAAAGUGGAAGCCUAGAUGGUGCCAUUUGGGUAUUAAGAGAGUCAGAAUGGAUAAUCAAUACACCACUGUGGCCAUGUGAAAGACUGGACGUACUCAAUCGCCAUAAUCUGCUCUGUACAAUUGCACACGAAAUCUUAGCCAAGAGCCUUUACAGACAGACUUUUGAAGUUUUGCAAAAUCUACCAGGUUUUCAAAAUUCCCAAGAAACUGUGGAGGUCUCACAGUAUAGCCUCCUUUUUAACAAACUCCUCGAUGCCUGUAUAGAAAGCAACAGUCUUGGUAUUUCAUCCUCUGUAGCAGAAUUCAUGAUUUCAAAGAACAUCCCCAUUGAUUUUUCCUUUCUUAGAAGAUUAAUUACUUCUUUAGGAAGGAGUUGUUUAUGGCUCAAAGCCAGAGUCCACUACAAAAGUGCUCUUUCAUUGGGUUGCUACCCACCAUUAGAAGGAAAUUUAUAUCGAAAACUUCUACGGAUUCCUUCUUAUUUAUCUGAGAUUGAAAUGCUUUUAACUGUGGAGAUCUUCCUGGUGUCUAAUGCUAGCAGCAUUCAGAGUCCUGGCACUCCCACACAGGUGCUGCAGAUAGUUCUCAAAAGAUGUGAAGAAAACAAAUCUCGGAGCAAGGACGAUUAUCAAGCGGCAGUGGAAAGAUUAAUGAUGGCUGCUCGUCUGUCAGAUCCGAAGCUUUUCAUUAAGCACAUGACCGUCAAUGUUAAUAGGGAGCAGGUGUACAGUUUGGAAUAUUGCUCUGCCCUGAAGUGGCUGAAAGAGAACAUGAAGUGGGCUGGAAAGGUUUGGCUUUUCAAUAACCACUAGUUAAUGGACUUUAAGUUCAGGUAAUCAUUGUUGAAAAUGAAAGGCAAUAAAAAUAAAGAUGGUUUUCGGUAUAGUCAGCUUUGCCCUUUAUUUACAGUAAACUACUAACUUUCAAACACUAAAAAAUUUGAUUGAUGGAUGCAAUAUA
Messenger RNA from Phyllostomus discolor (pale spear-nosed bat), 5494 nucleotides. RefSeq names its product testis and ovary specific PAZ domain containing 1 (gene TOPAZ1). Gene Ontology annotation, biological process: spermatid development; spermatocyte division. The record is from RefSeq and is a predicted model, not a curated record. Gene Ontology annotation, molecular function: metal ion binding. Lineage: Eukaryota; Metazoa; Chordata; Mammalia; Chiroptera; Phyllostomidae.